Molecule: messenger RNA, 4971 nt
Organism: Daucus carota subsp. sativus
Lineage: Eukaryota; Viridiplantae; Streptophyta; Magnoliopsida; Apiales; Apiaceae
Exons: 13
Coding region: 1-4971 (1656 amino acids)
Biological process (GO): DNA repair; telomere maintenance
Molecular function (GO): DNA helicase activity
Source: RefSeq, a predicted model, not a curated record
AUGGCUCAAACGAUAGCUCUAUUAGGGCAUGAUGAAGAGGGUACCAGUGAUUCGACGAGGAUGCAUGAAGCGUGGACAAUCUGCUUCACAGGUCGCAAGCGAUGUGGCCGCUUUUCGGCUCUUGACGAUUUCUUGCUUAAUAGGGUAUCAAAGUUGCAGCAAAGGGUCACUCAUCCUUCAACUGAACACCAGACUGAAAGCCAUGGAACACAAUCAAGCACCAGGACUGCAUGUGGCACCAUUCAUACAAACCUAUCCUUGAACAAAACCAGCGAACAUCUCCAUCCGCACGUCGUGAACAUUGGAUCACAAUCCAACAGUAGGACUGCGUUAGGAACCAUUGACACAAACGUACACCCGAAGAAAAUCACCGAAACUCCACAUCUGGACGUCAUAGAAAUUGAAGAUAUUAUUCGCAAGUACAGAGGGCCAAGCAUACAAACAAUUCUUGGUGGCAGGAGUCAAGGGAGUCCCAACACGUCAUCCAUACAGGCUGUUUCAAAGUGUUGUUGUGCAGAGUCUAAGAAGCGUGGACGAGGUCCUGGCGUCAACAAAAUGUUUACCUCUUUGCAGAAAGAGAACCAACCACCAAAAGAUAAUCCUCAAGGUACUAAGCGUAGAGGGAGAGGACUUGGAGUUAAGACGCUAGCAAAGCAAAGGCUUGGACAAGAGUCCCAGUUGACACCCAAAGACGAAAAUCCGGGUAAUGCAGGAUCGGUGACUCCAGGCAGCACAAUCACCUUCCAGAGCACAAAAGGGUUUUGCCAAUCGUCUUACAUGAGUCGAUACAGCUCAAAUACUAAUCACAACACAGAAGGAGGUGAACUGUCAAAAGCUACUCCGACUUUCUCAUUGUGUUGCAAAAAUGGUCAGGUUGUACUACCUCGGGAGGAACAGCCACCAGAACCUUUAGCAUCCCUACUCCAAGGCAGUCCAAAGUCAAAACAUUUCCGACAAAAUAUAAGGGUAUACAAUUGCAUGUUUGCAAUGUGUUCCAGUGGUGGCAAGAUAGAUCAUAAAAUAAACAGGGGUGGUGCUCCAUUUUGUGUCAAAAUAAGGGGCCAGAACCUGCAUUUCAUUGGCAAACUUUUACCGGAGGAUGGUGGCAAACCAAAAUUCUGUAAACUUUAUAUAUAUGACACCGACAAUGAAAUGGAAAAUCGAAUUGGAGCUGUUGGUUCGAAACCAGAUGAGGUAGAUAGGGAAAUUGUGGAAGGUCUUACAAGAAUGCUUGAUGAGAAUAACAAAUUGGUUCAAUAUUUCCGAACUGCUCGCGAAGAGGUGAAGAACGGUCAGCAAGAGGAGUUCAAGCUAAUUCUAAUCUCAUCCCAGGCCGAAAAUGGUCGGCCAAAUAUCAUAGGACCAUCAAAUGAAGUCGCAGGUCUUAUAGUAAAUGCCAGUGCUAACACAGCUGGAUGCAGAGACACAGUGUGCCAGACCAGACAAGGAUAUCUCAAGAGAGUAUUCGAGACAUAUCCCUUCUUUAUGCAAUUGUUGUUUCCAUUAUUGUUUCCACGAGGGGAGGACGAAUAUCAUACCAAAAUCCCAUUGAGACUGCUUAACAUGAGUAAUGUGCAGAUGGACGAUGAUGCUGAUUUUGACGGCCAGAGAAAGAUCAGAGAGCAUGUUUCUAUGAAAGAAUAUUAUUCCUCUAAACUGAUGAUACGAAUAAACGAAGGUUUGACACCACAUCUCGGAGGUAGGUUAUGGCAGCAAUAUGUUGUGGACGCAUUUACAGCAAUGGAGCAAUAUCGAUUGGAUUGCAUUUCUAGAAAUCAGACAACAAUUAGAUCUGAUCAUUAUACAUCCGUUCGCGAUGCAGUACGUAGGGGAGACAAUGAUCCAUCACACGUUGGUAAAUGCACUAUUCUUCCUGCAUCAUUCACAGGCUCCAAGCGCUACAUGUCUCAAUAUUUCAAAGAUUCCUUAGCUUUGUGCCGUAGUAUUGGCCACCCUUCUUUAUUCUUAACAAUGACGACCAAUACAAAAUGGCCUGAGAUACAAGAGAUGAUGAAGCAUCUGCCUGGCGUGGAUGUUGCCGAUGCACCUGAUGUCAUUGCACGUGUAUUUAAACUGAAACUUGACCAAUUAAUAGACCUCAUUAAGAAGAAACAUUAUUUUGGAUUAAUGCAUUUCAUUGAGUUUCGGAAGCGUGGCUUGCCUCACGCUCAUAUGUUAGUGUGGCUUAGUGAUAAAGAUAAACCAAAGACGGCUGACCAAAUUGAUAAGUUAGUAAGUGCCGAGAUUCCUAAUGAAGAGGAGGACAGUAUUGGGUAUCAUGCAGUGAAAAACUACAUGAUCCAUGGUCCUUGCAGUAAAGACCGAUCUUAUUCUGCAUGCAUGGUUAAAGGUAGAUGUGGACGUCAUUUUCCCAAAAGGUACAGCGGAGUUACGUGUUUUGAUGAAAGCGGAUUUCCCAUUUAUCGGCGUAGGAAUACCGGACGAACCGUGCUCAGAAAAGGUGUGCUUCUUGACAAUAAGUUCGUUGUUCCAUAUAACCGGGAAUUAUUGAUCCGGUUCCAAUGCCGUAUUAAUCUGGAGAUAUGCAAUAAUUCCCGGUCAUUGAAGUACCUAUUUAAGUAUUGUCUAAAGGGACACGACACCGCCACUAUGCUGCUUAAGCGGAAGAACGAUAACACUGCAACAAAUGAAGUACUGCCUUCCAAAAAUAAGGUCGUAGACGAAGUUCAGCAUUAUCUUGACGGCCGAUAUGUAUGCGCUUCUGAAGCUGCUUGGAGAAUACUCGGAUUUGAUAUUCACUCUCGAUGGCCAACAGUCGAUCGUCUACCAAUACAUCUUUCAGAAAGCAAGUAUGUGUGCUUCAAGACCGGAGAAUCCUUGGAGAAUGUAUGCCAACGUGCUGAUUAUAAGAGAAGCAAGCUUGAGGCUUGGUUAAUUGCAAACAAAACUCUUCCGAAUGCCAGGAACUACACUUAUGCAGAAUUCCCUUCGUUCUUCACAUGGUUGCCAAAGGAGUGCAAAUGGAAGGCCAGGCAGAGAGGUGAUGUCGUCGGAAGGUUAUCCGAGGUUCAUUCAACUGCCGGUGAUUUACUCUACCUUAGAAUGCUGUUGCUACGUAAAAAGGGAUGCACAAAAUUUCAGGACCUUCGCACGGUUGAUGGAGUGUUGUACGGGACAUUCAAAGAGGCGUGUGGUGCAAUGGGUCUGUUGCAGAACGACAAGCAAUGGCAUGAUGCACUUAAAGAAAAUGCACACUCUGCCUUUCCUCACCAGCUUAGGGAGAUAUUUGUCAAUAUCCUCGCAUACAGUGCUGUAGCCGAUCCUCUGUGUUUAUGGCAGUGUCACUGGGAAUGCAUGUCAGAAGACAUACUUACCAGCCGCAGAAACUGUACAGGAAAUCCUGAUCUGGAGCUGACACAGGAAGAUAUUCAGAAUUUCACACUUGCAGAGAUUGAAAAGCUUUUUAAUGACAUUGGCAAGAGCUUAAAGGACUUUCCUUAUCUACCAUUUCCAACCUCUAUCUACAUGGCAGCUGACAUGAACCGGUUGAUUCUCGAAGAAACGUCUUAUAAUGUAGCCGAAAUGAAAGAGAAGCACGACAUUAAUUAUAAGAAAUUAAACGCCGAGCAGAAGGACGUGUACAAAGCAGUCAUAGAUUCAGUUGACGCAAAAAAGGGUGGUCUGUUUUUUGUACAUGGCAGUGGAGGUUGUGGUAAAACAUUCCUAUGGCAAACUAUUAUUUCAUUCCUUCGCUCGAAACGGAAAAUUGUGCUCCCAGUUGCAUCAUCAGAUGGAAUAAAACACGGUACAAAUAUUGCGGAAUUACUGUGGUCAACCGAUUUAAUUAUUUGGGAUGAGGCUCCGAUGCAACACCGCUAUGCCUUUGAAUGUGUUGAUCGUAGUUUGCGAGACAUCAUGGCUGCUGUCGAUCCUGAUAGAGCCAACAAGCCUUUCGGAGGCAUAACCGUGGUAUUUGGUGGAGACUUUCGUCAAAUUUUACCUUUUAUUCCCAAAGCUGGUCGUCUGGAGAUUGUUGGAGCUACUCUAAACAAUUCUCCAUUGUGGGAACACUGCCAGGUUUUCAUACUAUGGCGUAACAUGCGUCUACACCAUGGCAACACUGAUGAGCAGAACAGUUUGAUAAGGGACUUCAGUGAGUGGCAGCUAAAAGUUGGAGAUGGUAAGGUCGAGCCGAUCAGCAAAAAGGAUCACCUUUCUGAGGUCUUAUUCAAACUACCUGGACAGCAUGUUCAACACUCCGAGGAAACACCAAUACAAGAUUUGAUUGACGUUGUUUAUCCGGACUUUUUGAAUAACAUAGGGUCUCCUCAGUACUUCAGUUCACGCGCCAUCCUAACACCGACAAAUGUUGUGGUUGAUGACAUAAAUUAUGCCAUUCUUGACCAAUUACCAGGACAGACUCACACAUUCUUUAGCCAGGACUCAUUAGAAGAUCAAGGCGCCGAGGAAAAUGACUUUGACGAGUCAUUCCCCGUUGAGUAUCUAAACUCCCUAAACAUGCCUUGCAUUCCCAAACACGAGCUAAAGCUCAAUAUUGGUACUCCUGUUAUGCUGAUGAGGAAUUUAAAUCAAAUAAAUGGACUAUGCAAUGGAACUCGGAUGAUAGUUACUGGUUGCAAAAAAAAUAGCAUUGAGUGCCAAAUAAUGUGUGGUUCAAAGGCGGGAUCUAAGCACCUAAUUCUAAGGAUAGAAAUGAUCCCAACGGAGACACCGUGGCCUUUCGAUUUCAAGCGAACUCAAUUCCCUCUUCAGAUAUGUUUUGCUAUGACGAUAAAUAAGAGCCAGGGGCAGUCACUUGAUACCGUAGGUCUAUUCUUGCCUAGACCUGUAUUUUGUCACGGUCAGUUGUAUGUGGCUAUUUCGCGUGUUACUUCUGCAGCAGGUCUUCACAUCUUAGUCAUUGGUGAUGAUGGAAGAUCAAGUGAAAGUACAAAUAAUGUAGUUUUUGAGGAAGUUUUUUACAACAUACCACAUGUUGUUCGAAAUUAG